Cucurbita maxima (winter squash) is the source of this 1449-nucleotide messenger RNA. RefSeq names its product WUSCHEL-related homeobox 9-like. Gene Ontology annotation, biological process: regulation of developmental process. Bases 198 to 1268 code for a protein of 356 amino acids. The transcript has 4 exons. Gene Ontology annotation, molecular function: DNA-binding transcription factor activity; DNA binding. NCBI's taxonomy places the organism in Eukaryota, Viridiplantae, Streptophyta, Magnoliopsida, Cucurbitales, Cucurbitaceae. The record is from RefSeq and is a predicted model, not a curated record.
AAAAAAAAGCUGUGUGUAUGCUGAACAAAAGAUUCUAAUUCAGCCCCCAACAUCCAUUCCUUUUCAUCUUCCCUCACCAACUUUCUUCAAAAAACCAUCCAAAACAAACCCAUUCCUCUCGUGGGGUUGCAUAAAAAUUGAAUCUUUGAGUAGCCCUAUAAAGUUCAAGAACAGGGUAUUCAGAGACAGAUAUCGUCAUGGCUUCAUCAAACAGUCACUGGCCAAGCAUGUUCAAGUCCAAACCCUGCAAUUCCCAUCACCAAUGGCAACAUGACAUCAACUGCCUCAGAUCUGCCCCUUACAACACAGUUGUUGGUGGGUAUGAAGAGAAAAGUCCAGACCCAAAACCAAGAUGGAAUCCAAAGCCUGAACAAAUUAGGAUUCUUGAAGCGAUUUUCAAUUCAGGGAUGGUGAAUCCUCCAAGAGAUGANAUUAGAAAAAUUCGAGGUCAGUUACAAGAAUAUGGCCAAGUGGGUGAUGCCAAUGUUUUUUAUUGGUUUCAAAACAGAAAAUCAAGAAGCAAAAACAAACUCCGCCAUCUCCAAAACUCCAAAUCCAAUCAUAAUUCCCCAACCACCACCACCACCACCACCGCUCCUACAACAACAACAACAAAAACAACUACUCUUUCUCCCACCGCCGCCAACCCCGCCGCCACUUGUUCUUCCUCUUCUUCCUCCGACAAAUCCUCCCCCAAAAUAUCACCCAUGAAAAGUUUUACCUCCAAUUCGGUGUCUCAGAACUACCUUCAACAACCCACCAACGAGCUCUUGCCUGAAUCCUUCUUCUUCCCAAUGCCACAAACCGGCGACGGCGGCGGUGUAAUCUCUAAUUUGGGUCAAGGGUUUUGCUUUUCUGAGCUUUGUAGUGUAGUGCAGCACGUUCCUGACCAUGGGUUCGAGUCUUGCACAAACCUGUUGCUGAGUGAGUCUGAGCCAUUUAAGAAAGAUUUGAUGAAGUCACAGCCACAGCCACAGUUCAUGAAUUAUCAUCCUUAUUUGAAUAUCUCUACGGAUCAAAGCCUUCCCCAAACAACUAUUUCCACCGCAAUUCCUCAAGGUGUAGGUGAAGUUUGUGGAGUAGGGGGGAAAUCAACGGUGUUCAUCAAUGGUGUAGCGUUCGAGGUUGGUUGUGGGCCGUUUAAUGUUCGUGAGGCUUUUGGUGAUGAUGCCGUUCUGAUUCACUCCACCGGUCAGCCUGUUCUGACCAAUGACUGGGGCCUCACUCUCCACUCACUCCAACAUGGCGCUUACUAUUAUCUGAUAUAAGAAGAAGAAGAAGAAGAAGUACUGGGAAUAAUGUAGCUGCUGCAUGUGCUUCUUUGCUUAGUUAGGGUUUAAAUUUUACUGUCUGUGACCAAUCUUUAUUUAUAAAUCCAUGAUGCAACCUAGUUUGUAUCGUCCCUUUUAUAUCCAAGUUUUUUUAUGUGUGCCAAAACACCACUUUCCG